Gaeumannomyces tritici R3-111a-1 is the source of this 1620-nucleotide messenger RNA. Its product is annotated as ATP-dependent RNA helicase DHH1. The record is from RefSeq and is a predicted model, not a curated record. Bases 1 to 1620 code for a protein of 539 amino acids. Gene Ontology annotation, biological process: P-body assembly; cytoplasmic stress granule assembly. Gene Ontology annotation, molecular function: mRNA binding; RNA helicase activity; ATP binding. Lineage: Eukaryota; Fungi; Ascomycota; Sordariomycetes; Magnaporthales; Magnaporthaceae. Gene Ontology annotation, cellular component: P-body; cytoplasmic stress granule. The transcript has 3 exons.
AUGGCGGACGCGUUAGCAGCCAAGCUCAAGUCCACAACCUUGAGCGAUGGCUCCAAGAGCGACGAGUGGAAAAAGAGCCUGAACAUUCCCGCCAAGGACAACAGGCAUCAGACUGAGGAUGUCACCAACACGAAAGGUCUCGAGUUUGAAGACUUCGGACUGAAGAGGGAUCUCCUGAUGGGCAUAUUCGAGGCUGGUUUCGAGAAGCCAUCACCCAUCCAAGAAGAGAGCAUCCCAGUGGCCCUGACGGGGCGCGACAUCCUCGCUCGAGCCAAGAAUGGCACAGGAAAGACGGCCGCUUUCGUCGUGCCGGCGCUCGAGAAGAUCAACCCCAAAGUCUCCAAGAUCCAGUGCCUGAUCCUGGUGCCCACACGAGAGCUUGCCAUGCAGACAUCACAAGUCUGCAAGACACUCGGCAAGCACCUUGGCGUCAACGUCAUGGUCACGACCGGCGGGACGACCCUUCGCGACGACAUCUUGCGUCUGCAGGACCCCGUGCACAUAGUUGUCGGCACUCCCGGCCGCAUAUUGGAUCUUGCCGGCAAGAACGUGGCGGACCUCAGCGAAUGCCCCAUGUUCAUCAUGGACGAGGCCGACAAGCUGCUGUCGGUCGAGUUCACGCCCGUCAUCGAGCAGCUCCUGCAGUUCCACCCCAAGGAUCGACAGGUCAUGCUGUUCUCGGCCACUUUCCCCAUCUCGGUCAAGGACUUCUCGGAUAAGAACAUGAUGGACCCCUACGAGAUCAACCUGAUGGACGAGCUCACACUGCGCGGUAUCACGCAAUACUACGCCUUCGUGGAGGAGAAGCAGAAGGUGCACUGCCUAAACACGCUCUUCUCCAAGCUGCAGAUCAACCAGUCCAUCAUCUUCUGUAACUCGACCAACCGUGUCGAGCUCCUAGCCAAGAAGAUCACCGAGCUUGGAUACUCGUGCUUCUACAGCCACGCCAGGAUGCAGCAGCAGGCGCGCAACCGCGUCUUCCACGAUUUCAGGAACGGUGUCUGCAGGAACCUGGUGUGUUCAGACCUGCUCACCCGAGGUAUCGACAUCCAAGCCGUCAACGUCGUAAUCAACUUCGACUUCCCCAAGAACGCCGAGACCUAUCUACACCGUAUCGGUCGUUCUGGCCGUUAUGGCCACCUUGGUCUGGCUAUCAACCUGAUCAACUGGGACGAUCGGUUCAACCUCUACAACAUUGAACGCGACCUGGGCACCGAGAUCCAGCCCAUCCCCUCGACUAUCGAUAAGAGCCUCUACGUUUACGAAAACCCAGAAAGCAUCCCUCGGCCCAUCUCCAACUUCCCAAACCAACAGAACGUGGCUCUAGCUUCAGGCUCAGCUGCCUCCCAACAGUCAUCCGCCCAGUCACGGCCGCCUCAGGAUAACUGGCAGACACAGAACGGCCGGCAGAAUGGUCCCAACCAACAACAACAGCCCCGUCAACCCUACCAGAACAGCAGGAGCAGCGGUGGCACUCGGGGCGGUGGCCGGGGCCGUGGUGGCUUCCAGGGUCAGGGCCAGCAGGGACGCAACCCCAACUUCAGCAACAACUACAGGGGCGGGCGCGGCGGUCAAAACCAAAACCAAGGGGGGCAGCAACAACCUGUGCCGCAAUCCUAA